GUGAUGGCCUCCCCCAACUUUGCUUUUUAAGCUCUUACCACUUGCCACUUGCCACCUCAUUGCAUAGGAGGUCCAGUACCUUUCUCAUUUUACAUGGAAUAGUCAUCUUACGGUAUCUCAAAGUUUGGACAAUAUGGAAGGUCACAGCCACUCCUCAGCGAUCUUUCCGGUAGAGAUCACCGAUAUGUUCAUUGACCUCCUUCAAAAGGACGAGCAAGCUUUGCGCUCGUUCAGCCUCAUCAGCCGUUCCUGGUGUUCUAGAGCAAGGCUUUACAGCUUUAGGGAGCUAACGCUGAAGCCUGCCCGUGCAGACAAUGGCACACAGAGAUUAUCUUUCCUGCCGCGUCUGCGACGCUUGCAGGAGCUAUCUCCUAAUACUUGUCGAAGUGUUAGACACGUGUGCGUCGAAGGCGGCGACGUAUAUGGCUUAUAUAGCGACCAGCCGACCAUUGAUACCGGGUUUCUUCAGCAGGUGCUGCAACUCUUCACCAACCUAGAGGACCUGCUUUUGUCUUGCAGAAUGGUACAAUCUAAAUCGGAUCCCACGGGGAAUAAUCGUUACCACGACAAGUUUACCUCUCCCCGUGCUUUGAAAACAUUAACUCUGCGCCUUGACGUACGUGUUGGACACGAUAUAUAUCCACAUAAUGUUUUCGGGUUGCUUUCCUCCUUGGAGACGCUCUGCCUUGAUUGUUGUUACGUUAUGAUCAGGCCUCCAGGCCAUUUUCGAUUUCCGGAUCUUCAACGCUUGACGAUACGUGCAGGAACCACAGGAGAUUUCCUAAAUGAUUUGUUCUGGACCGAAGGCCAUCACGUUGACCUCCGUUCGCUGUCCUCCCUUCAUGUCGAAUUGGAUGAUAUCCCAUUCACCGAACUGAAUAAAAUCCUAGUCUCGGCCAGCAAUAGUCUUCAUGAGUUGCAUCUCGGCGGUUUAUUGCAGUACAUAUCGCACUACCUGUAUAUGGGAUUCUUAGGUACUGUCAUAGACGAUCCAUCAUCUCUUUGGGCAGGCAUCAACUUCGACGCUUGCAGUGCGCUGGCACACCUACAAUUGCAUUGCGUCGUGGAAAACCCCUCGAUACUACCCAACUUACCUCAGGCAGUAAUGCCGGCCAUCCUCUCUAUCCUCACAUUCUUUUCGUCUUCCGCUCACGCAUGUCGGCUCACAUCCAAAGACCACGGGUUGUCUAUCACCAUUGACCUCGAGGUUGUCUCACCCGAUCUCGAACUUCUCCAAUACUUAUUCCUUGUCUCGCCGUGGGCCCGCUUUCGCAACAUACUGUCAUCCUUACAACAAACCCACGGCCUGCGACGACUCCGCUUCCUACUACGGGAUGGACUUGGGAGAGAAGAGAGUCUUUCUGGGUAUCAAUUCCGCGAGACAAUGAUGCCCGUCAAGCAGGCGCUGCAGGACAUGAGUGAAGCUGGUCUUGUCAUUUUUGAGUGACCAUUCUAGAUAAUUCUCCAGACCGCUUAUUGUAUGAAGAUAAUACUCAGUUGACUGGUUCCACUGUAAUAUUUUUGAAGUGAGUCACAAUAUUUUCAAUGUGCAUUUGCAUAUGAUAUACAAGCUUGUCGACCGCUGAUACAACGCAUCGUUACGUGCCCUUGUGUUGAUUGCUGACGACUUAGCAGCAGAUUGUUCUGCCAGUAAAAUCAGACAUCAAUCGGUAAAUAUUCAAUUAGUUCAAAACUCGAACGAUGCAAGGUCUACUCACACUCCGCAUUGACGCUUAUCAAUUGAAGGGUCGUUUAUAUCGACAGGAGGUGUGCUAGGACCGCAAGGUGAAGGGUUGGCCAUGGCAGAGGCGACGAGGGCAGCUAUGACAACGAUGACGGCAGAAAAGCGCAUGAUGAAAACUGUGGUCGCCAGAGUGCUGGGUGAGUGAAUACGAGACUUCAACAAGAGUUGGUAACUCACCUUGCGUAAGAGAGGAGAGGCUUGACUUUUACUGCACGACUCUCUCCCUUAUAUACGACUAGAUACCUGCAAUGCUUUCGGCGGGCUGUGCUGCCGAUAUAUGAUAUAUCCAAUACUUUCAUUAACGAGAA
Molecule: messenger RNA, 2052 nt
Organism: Somion occarium
Lineage: Eukaryota; Fungi; Basidiomycota; Agaricomycetes; Polyporales; Cerrenaceae
Source: the annotation of a GenBank genome assembly